AUGUCUCCAAGCUAUAAAAUCGUCAACCAGGUGUUUGUGAUCGUCCUGGACGACCCACACACCAGAAACGCCCUCACCAUCCCCCAGUUUGUCCAGCUCGCCGAGCUGCUCGAGUUGGCGGACAAGCACCCGCACACAACAGCCACGCUUGUCGUGGGCAGGGGCCCGAUGUUCAGUGCGGGAGCCAACAUCAAGACGGUUGCCGAGCUGAAAAACAAGACCAGCAGUGAGAUCCUUAGCGAGAUCAGCGCGAAAAACCUGUAUCUAGUGCAUCUGUUCACGUCGCACCGCAAAUUGCUAGUGGUCGGGCUCAACGGGCCGGUGAUCGGGCUCACGGCGUCGCUCGUCGCUCUGGCAGACCUCGUGUACGCUCAGAACCAGAAGGUGUUUAUGUCGUUCCCCUUCACCAACAUCGGUCUCACCACGGAGUGCGCAGCAGCGGUGUCGCUGCCGCACCGGCUUGGACUGAGCACAGCUCUGGAACACGUGCUGCUGGCAAAACCACUAUCGGCAGCCAAGUUGCAUGAGCUCGGGCUUGUGAACAGAGUGUUCGAUCUGGACGACUGCGACGCAUUCAACGACCAGCUCGCAAACAUGCUGACUAAAGAGCUGGUCGGUCUCGACCGCGACACCAUUUUUGUCAACAAACGGCUCAUGCGCCACACGUUCGACACACAAGUGCGCGCGCAGGCGCUCCAGGAAACCAUGUCCGGCGUAGCAGAUUGGACGGCUAACAAACCGCAGACGGCGUUUGACGAGAUCGUGGCCGGUAAACGAAAGCACAAGCUAUGA
Messenger RNA from Ogataea parapolymorpha DL-1, 792 nucleotides. RefSeq lists its product as uncharacterized. The coding region runs from base 1 to 792 and encodes 263 amino acids. Gene Ontology annotation, cellular component: peroxisomal matrix. The transcript has a single exon. Lineage: Eukaryota; Fungi; Ascomycota; Pichiomycetes; Pichiales; Pichiaceae. Gene Ontology annotation, biological process: fatty acid beta-oxidation. The record is from RefSeq and is a predicted model, not a curated record.